AUGUCCGAGAACGAUAACUUGAAGCCGGCGUAUGAAGAUGAUCAACCUGGUGAAGACGCUUAUAAAAGAGGUAAUCAGUAUAAGUGGACUAAAGCACGUAAAGCCGAUUACGAAGGCUCCCAAACUGAUGCAGAAGUAUCAAACAAGAAAGCUAAAGUAGAAGUGAACUCACAGCAGGAUCCAGAAGCAUGUAACCCAGAAAAUAAAGAAAAGAGGCUUCCGAAACGGAAGGUGUCUGUCAUGAUUGGGUAUUGCGGGACCGGAUACCAUGGUAUGCAGUACAAUCCUCCAUCUCCAACUAUAGAGGCAGAACUCUUCAGAGCGUUUGUCGAGGCAGGUGCAAUUUCACAGGCCAACUCCACCGACCUGAAGAAAAGUGGGUUUAUGAGAGCUGCAAGAACCGAUAAAGGUGUUCAUGCUGGGGGAAAUGUGAUUUCUCUGAAACUUAUCAUCGAAGAUCCUGAUAUCAUUUCUAAGAUUAAUUCGAAAUUACCGGAGGGUAUUCGUAUUUGGGACAUCGAGCGUGUCAAUAAGGCAUUUGAUUGUAGAAAAAUGUGCAGCUCACGCUGGUACGAGUACUUACUUCCUACGUACUCCUUGAUUGGUCCUAAACCGGGCAGCGCUCUUUUCGCCGAUAUAGAAGAGAGCAAGAAGGAGUUUCCCGGUGUCUUAGCUGAAGAUCAGGAAAGUGCACAAUUAUGGGCUAAUUUUUUCAAAGAAGCAGAAGAAGCUUUCACAACUGAGGAGUUGGAAUCCAUCAAAAACUAUGUGCCUCCGCCAAGAAACGAGUUUGACGACUCUGACUCAACUUACCAAUUGGUGAAAAUUUACAAACAACUUGAGAAUAAACAUCGCAGAGCGUACCGCAUUUCUACCGCAAAACUCGAUGCGUUCCGUGCUUCCAUGAAACAGUAUCUCGGCCCUCACAAUUUUUUCAAUUUCACACUAGGCAAGGAGUUUAAAGACCCCAGUGCCGUAAGAUUUAUGAAGGAAAUCAAGGUCUCUGAGCCAUUUGUGAUUGGCGAAAAAGACACCGAAUGGGUAUCCAUCAAGAUUCACGGACAAUCAUUUAUGCUACACCAAAUUCGUAAAAUGAUUUCUAUGGCCACACUGGUGACCAGGUGCGCCUGCCCGACUGACCGCAUUCUGGAUGCGUACAAACCGCAGCGCAUCAACAUUCCGAAGGCUCCUGCUUUGGGGCUGCUGUUGGAAUGCCCUGUUUACGAGGGUUACAACAAGCGUUUACAAGAGUUUGGCUACAAUCCUAUUGAUUUCAGUAAAUACCAAAGCAAAAUGGAUGCGUUCAAGAUGAAGCACAUCUACGACAAGAUUUACCAAGAGGAAGUGAGCGAAAACGUAUUCAACGCUUUUUUCAGCUACAUUGACAAUUUCAGCCAGGUUACAGGUGCCCAACCGGUAAACGAAGACGCCAGUGAGCAAGCACCUGCUAAUGCUACUAAACCCGCGAACCUCGUUCAAAAAAGCGUAUUCGAUUUCCUCACCGCUAGAGGUAUUAUCGACAAAACCGACGGGAACCAAGCCAAAAAUGAUGAAGUAAUUAGCGAGAAGACGCCAGAUGAAUCUUCUCAGCUUACUGAAAACUAA
Messenger RNA from Lachancea nothofagi CBS 11611, 1605 nucleotides. Lineage: Eukaryota; Fungi; Ascomycota; Saccharomycetes; Saccharomycetales; Saccharomycetaceae. The record is from the annotation of a GenBank genome assembly.